This is a messenger RNA of Fimicolochytrium jonesii, 1460 nucleotides long. RefSeq lists its product as uncharacterized. The transcript has 4 exons. Gene Ontology annotation, cellular component: axonemal dynein complex; axoneme. Lineage: Eukaryota; Fungi; Chytridiomycota; Chytridiomycetes; Spizellomycetales; Powellomycetaceae. The record is from RefSeq and is a predicted model, not a curated record. The coding region runs from base 328 to 1356 and encodes 342 amino acids. Gene Ontology annotation, biological process: axonemal dynein complex assembly; cilium-dependent cell motility; regulation of cilium movement.
CUCCCCCUCCCACACACAGCAAAAGCACAAGAACUCUCCUCCCAAAUCUCCACCCUCAAACAAGUCCACGAGCGCCACCUCGACGCCAAAUCCGCCGGCAUCACCAACCUCGCCCACGACGUCGCCGAAGCCGAAUCCCAAUUCUCCACCGCCCUCCAAUCCCACUGCUCCAACGUCGACACCCUCAUCCACCUGCAAUCCACCCGCUUACACACCCUCCAACACCAAUUCGAAGGCGACUUGGGCGUCCUUGAGGCGGAAUUCAUCACGGAGCGCGUGAGGUUGCAGGCUGGCCAUGUGAAGGAACGAGCGGACAUUUUGGGGAUUAUGGGACGCAUGGAGCAGGAUUUCCAGGAUGCGGAGGCGGAUGCGAGGCAUGAGUAUAGUAGUUUGAGGGAUGAUGUGAAGAAUAAGAAUUUGGAGGAGAAGCAUGCGUUGAGGAUUCAGUUGGAGGGGACCGUGGAGGAGCUCUGGAGGCAGUUUCAGGCGGCGCUGAAUCAAUACAACGCUGCGACGGAGGAGCGCAAAAAGCAGUUCGAGGAGCUCAAACUGAAAGACGCCAAAAACGCCAAAGAGAUCGAGCAGCAAAUGCGCAAGCUCGUCAAACUCCAGGUUCGUCAAAUCGAGCGCCGCCGCCCGCAUGACCGGCGUCUCCGAUUCCUUCCCCGCCUCACCUCUCCCUUCCACUCUCAGGAAACGAUCUCCCAUAUAAAAUCCCGCCUCCUCCUCAACGCCAAAGAAAACGACGAGCGCACACGGACGCUCAAAUCCGACAAAGAGCUCAUCCAGCACCAUUUCCAGCACCUCAAACGGCAGAUGAACAGCUUCCGCGAGAAAGAGCGGCGCAAACUGACCGAGUUGACGAUCCUGAGCAAUAAGGCGAUUAAGGAGCUGAAGGGGAAGGUCGAGCAGGCGGAGAAGAUCAUUAGGUUGGCGGAGAUGAAUCGGAAGUUGGAGACGGAGGAGGAGAAGAUUGUGCCGUUUUAUCGGGAGAGUGAGGGGCUGGAGGGGGAGGGCGAGGGGGUGCAGUCAACGCCCCACCUCCCACCCGAACUCUCCUCCAUGACUUCCUUCCACAAACGAUAUAACAAAGUGAACCUAGACCGCCAAGCGCUCGAAAAGCAGCGCGCACAGCUGCAGGAGGAGAAUCUCCACCUGCGCGGGAUCCUGAAACAGUAUCUGGACGGGAUCAGUGUGAAUGAGAGUGUGUUGGAGAUGCCGAAUCCGUUGUUGGUUGUUAAUGGCCGGACAAACGCACCCAUGCGCCACCCGCAGAGCCGCCUCAACGUUACGUACGUUGAAGCGGCGCACCAUCAGCAGCUUGGGAUCAUCAGCGGGCCGAUUGGUGUCAACUAGGGACUCGAGACAUGCGCUUGUACUCUCUGUCACUCAGACGCACACAUUUGUACUUUAUCGCUCUAAACACGCACAUUUUUGGGUCAAAGUUGUUAAAACGCUGG